Molecule: messenger RNA, 3031 nt
Organism: Xyrauchen texanus (razorback sucker)
Lineage: Eukaryota; Metazoa; Chordata; Actinopteri; Cypriniformes; Catostomidae
Product: zinc finger protein 3-like
Exons: 5
Coding region: 46-1725 (559 amino acids)
Source: RefSeq, a predicted model, not a curated record
GAAAGAAGAGCUGAUAAUCCGAGAGCCCAGUUCGUUGUUAGUAACAUGCCAAUAUCUGCAGCCGAGAAGCAACGGCGCUAUCGCGCUCAUAGAGACCAGGAUCCAGAGAGGAGAGAACGGUAUCUUCUAUGGGAAAAAAAUAAAUAUAAGAGAGACCGAGAACAAGGAAAAAAACAAAGCAUAGAAGAAUGCAAUGAGGUAGAAAAGGUGUUGAAGCGAAGGAGAUGGAGAGCAGACCAGGCAAAGACCAGUGCAGCAAAAAAGGCUACUGCAGUUGCAGUCAACAGCCUUUCCACACCUCCAGGGAGCUCUGAGUCUGAUCACCAAGAAGUAGAUUGCCAAGAACCAGGCCCUUCAAGACAACGUAGAGAGGGAAGGAAACGGUCAAAACAGCACACACAAAAAAUAACUUCCCUGCUGUUACGGCUGGAAAAAGAGCUGAAAAAGGAACGCAAACAGAAGGAGAAAUUUAAGAAAAGAUGCCAACAUCUGAAGAAACGACAAAUGUCCCCAAGGUCAAAGAUAAACCACGAGCUGCGAGGUUCACCUACACUAGAGCUGGAAAAGGUUUCACCAGUGAAGAUUGAAGUGAAGCAAGAGAUAAAAGAAGAGGAACACAGUGAUGAAGAUGAUGAUGAACAGCAGAUGCUGCAGACACCAGUGAAAAUUGAAGUGAAGCUGGUGGAGAUAAAAGAAGAAAACACAACAGAGGAAAAACAGAGUGAUGAUGAUGAUGAUGAACAGCAGAUGCUGCAGACAUCAGUGAAGAUUGAAGUGAUACAAGUGGAGAUUAAAGAAGAAAACGCAACAGAGGAAAAACAGAGUGAUGAAGAUGACGAUGGUUUUAUUCCGUCAGAGCUGAUGGAAGUGAAAGAGGAAAGUCAAGAACUGAAUGAAGUGGAGGAGAAAUAUCAUGAUUUCACAACUGGAGAAACAUUUAAGAUUGGCUCAAAGAUUGAAACUAAUUUCUCACUAAAAAAGCCUCAAAGAAGAGCAGCCAAAAAUACUUUCUCCUGCUCUCAGUGUGGAAAAUGUUUCACAUAUAAAAGUGAACUUAAUACACACAUGAGAGUUCAUACUGGAGAGAAGCCUUACACGUGCCAUCAGUGCGGAAAGAGUUUCACAUGUGCUGCUGGUCUCUCUUAUCAUCUCCGCUGUCACUCUGGAGAAAGACCAUUUGAAUGUGAUCAGUGUGAUAAAACAUUUGUUGGGAAAUCAUGCCUAAAACGACAUCUGAAAGUGCACACAAAUGAGAAGCCUUACAAGUGUUCUUCUUGUGGAAAGAGUUUUGCAUGCCUGCCUUAUUUGAAAGGGCACCAGAAAAUACAUACCGGUUUGGGGACUCAUAAGUGCUUUGAAUGUGGGAAGACCUUUACUACAGCUAACAACUUGAAACAGCACCAAAGAAUUCAUACUGGAGAGAAACCUUACAAGUGUUCACACUGUGGAAAGAGUUUCACUUGGUCAGAACACCUGAAAAAACACGAGAGAAUUCAUACUGGAGAGAAACCUUACAAGUGCUCGCACUGUGGAAAGAGUUUCACUCAGUUAGAAAAUCUGAAAACACACGAGAGAAUUCAUACUGGAGAGAAACCAUACAGCUGUUCUUCGUGUGGGAGGAGUUUCAUAUAUUCAAGCCAUUUACAGAGACAUGUAAAAAAUAAUUGCACAAGCAGUCACAGAGAGCAUGAAUCAUCUUUAGGUCCAACACUAUCAGGUAAAUAGUUUGCUCACAUUACAGUCAAAUGCACCAGUUGAAGUGAACGUAACUCGGUGAUCUAUCCAAUCAUACACCCAUUGUUUAACCCAUUAACUUGAAUCAUUGUUUCUUAAUGGGGAUAGUUAACCCAAAAAAGAGAAAAUUCUUUCAUCAUUUACUCGCCCUCAUGCCAUCCCAGAUGUAUAGUUCUUUCUUUCUUCUGCUGAACACAAAUUAAUAUUUGAAGGUCUAUACAGUGCAAGUGAAUGGAGACCAAAACUUAUAAGCUUCAUAAAGCACAAAGUCAUCAUAAAAGUAAUCCAUGAGACUCCAGAGGUUUAAUCAAUGUCUUAUGAAUCAAUCCAGUCAGUUUUGGGUGGUAACAGAUCAAAAUGUAACUCCUUUUUCACAAUAAAUCUUGGCAUCGGCAGUCUCUAGGCAUGAUCAUGAUUUCAAGCUUGAUUACACUUCCUAGUGCUUGACGCAUGCACAUUUAAAUGUAUUCAUUUAGCAGAUGCUUUUACCCAAAGCUUCUUACAAAUAAGGAGUUCAAUAGAUGUGAUUCAUCCUGAAAAUUGCUUCAAGAAGCACAAGUAGAAAGGAAGGAUAGAGAAUGUGUUGAACAGUAAUGAGCUUUUCCGUUUUUGCAUUGGUUGGAUAGGGUAAAGUGCUCGCUAAAGAGAUGUGUCUUUAGAUGAUUCUUUAAUUUGGCUAGAGAAUCAGCUGCUCGGGUGGGAUUUAGAAGGUCGUUCCACCAGCGAGGGAUGGAUGAAGUGAAGGUCUGGUAAAAUGAUUUUGUGAGAUGGUACCAUGAGGCGCCACUCACCCGCUGAUCUUAAUCUUCUGGAGGGCACAUAGACUUGAAGUAGCGAGUGUAGAUAGGGUGGUGCAGAAUGCACAGAGCACUAGGAAGUUUCAUCAACCUUGAAAUCAUGACUACUCUCCUGUGAGCACAUGUGAUUGAAUUUCAAGGGGAGGGUCUCAGAUUUUCAUGAGAAAUAACAUCUCUGUGGGAUAAGCUGAGGUGCUGUCAUGUGCUGCUCAUGUGAGCCCAGAUUGUGUUAUGUGGACGAGUUUAAAUUAGUUCUUCAUCGGUGCUUAAAGUGAGCGGUACACCGUAUUGGAGAUGAUGCGAAAAUUACACAGUACCGGCAGCUCUUAUAAGGUGCCAGUAUGGUGUCCGUUAGCUGCAAACCCCUCCCCUUCAUUUUAAAUUCAGUUAGAUAAAUAAUACAAUUCUUUGUUCAGCCUGGAUUAUUUCUACUGUAUAGAAACCUGUCUAUCCUGCUGUGUUUACAUAAUGCCUGGUGUCACUAUUAAAGCCUAUCCUUC